UAAGCACGAUUGCAGGCAGUGUUCCACCUGGGCCAUCAAAUCAACUGAUGCCAAACUUAUAAGCCGACGUUUUCUUUCAGACAUCUUCGCCAAUUUUUUCCCGUCUUUCACUCUUGCUGCGGGGAUCAAGUGUUUGUUUGCUGGCUUCUCUGCAUUCCAUCCUCCCUUAUUCCCAUCGAGAACUCUACAUGUCCAUUCAGGACGACCUACCCUGGCCCGAGUUGGGCAACGUUUCGCGAGGAGCAACGAGAGGGAACCAAGGGCAGAAGGGUGUUUUGGGCUCUCCAGAUCGUGACGGACGAUGCACACUUCAACUUCGUGUGCAGCCAGGUGUUCUUGCUGUCAAACUCAACCGCCAGGCGAGCGACUGGUACAGGACACUCGAUAAUGAAGUCAAUCGUGCCUUGAAGUUGACAAAGACCUACUGGCGGAAAGCGAGAAGACGUCAAGACUACGAUGCUCGCGCAGACCAAGAUCAUAUGGAAUUGCACGAAUGGCUGCAACAGUUGAAGGACAAGACCAUGUCCCAUCUCGAGUUACUCAUGCAAAAGGGUGAUAUCCAAGGACCUCCAUACAUCAUGCCCGACGACAUUGAAUUGACUUUCUUACGGAAGUUUAUCGAGCGUCAAGCAGCGGGUAUCCCUCACAACCCUCGUCUGCGGAAUUCGGGGGAGCAGGCGUACAUUCUUCGUGAUCAAUCGGUGGAGUCGGCGUCCCCUGGACCUUCAGACCAGAGUUACAUGGAUCAAGGCAGGCGGAACCAAAACGGGCUUGAUCCCUCAGAUCCUUCUUCUAACCACCUUAUGUCCAUGUCUUCACGUCCAUCUGAAUCACCGCUUCUUCGAAGUCCUGAGAACUUGCUGCAGGAGGCAGCUGCGUCGAAACAAGCGCUCCAACUUUCCCGAGCUUCCCUGGCCCGCGCCCAGAAAGAUACACAGGAUGCCUUUCUACGUUACACUGCAUGUCUCGACGCCGAAAGACAAGCCCGACAAUCCGUUGCUACAGCGGAAAAGCGUCGGGACGAUGUUAGUGGGUACCUUUCCACUUCAGUGUUCCCCCAGCUCGUUCCUAAUGGCGGUGCAGUGUCCGCUCUACUCAAUCUCAGCCAAGGGAUGCAACAACCUUCAUAUUCGCCGCACAUGUCGGCGAUGCCUCAUACUUCCGGCGUCGACCAACAACGGUCAAGACAUUCAUCUGUUUCCCUGGAGGAAACUCAGGCUGCUCAAGCUCUGGCACGAUACCAUACAGAGGCUCAGAAUCAGGCAGAAUUAAAAGCCUCGCGCAACAACAAACCAAUGGAAUGGGGUGAACCUGAACCACAGGCCGUCUAUGCCACCGAGCCGAUGCAUAUGGAGGAUCAUACCGGCAGAUCGUUAGCGAGGAAACACUCACGCACCUGGGAUAAUACCGGCCAAUUAUCAGACGGCCACAACCAAUACGGGUGCGAGGACCUCACAGCUCUACCUCCCAGAAAACGUAUACAUCACAUGAUGCCAGGAUUCGAUGUCCUGGGCAACGCCAUGCAAGCUCAAGCGCAAUCGAUGGGCCUACAACCCUGACAUGACCUCCGAUACACGACCUCGCCAUGAUAUUUAUCUGUUAUCUUUAUCUUAUGUGCUUUCAACCGAGUAAUUGUAAUUGUACUUCCGCAAACAAGUAGGCUUCACGUUACUUAAGGUGUAGAGUACUACAACAUUUUUGUAUUCUAUAUUCAUAGUUCAUACCACUUCCACUAGAGUUAUACCUAGCAUAACAAUUACUGAACUUCUGGCAUCCAAAUUUUUCACAUGUUCGGAAAUAAACUGUCACGCCGAAC
Messenger RNA from Marasmius oreades (fairy-ring Marasmius), 1816 nucleotides. RefSeq lists its product as uncharacterized. Lineage: Eukaryota; Fungi; Basidiomycota; Agaricomycetes; Agaricales; Marasmiaceae. The record is from RefSeq and is a predicted model, not a curated record. The transcript has 7 exons. The coding region runs from base 189 to 1559 and encodes 456 amino acids.